This is a messenger RNA of Syngnathoides biaculeatus (alligator pipefish), 3884 nucleotides long. RefSeq names its product glycine dehydrogenase (decarboxylating) (gene gldc). NCBI's taxonomy places the organism in Eukaryota, Metazoa, Chordata, Actinopteri, Syngnathiformes, Syngnathidae. The transcript is spliced from 25 exons. Gene Ontology annotation, cellular component: mitochondrion; glycine cleavage complex. The record is from RefSeq and is a predicted model, not a curated record. Gene Ontology annotation, biological process: glycine decarboxylation via glycine cleavage system. Gene Ontology annotation, molecular function: glycine binding; pyridoxal phosphate binding; glycine dehydrogenase (decarboxylating) activity. The coding region runs from base 131 to 3226 and encodes 1031 amino acids.
GUCCGGCAGCUGCAGCAGCAGCAACAGCAGCAACGGUGGAGGCUCUCCUUGUGGGCAUCGCGCCACACUGCCGGCCUUCUCCAACUUUUUUUUAAAAAAAAUUCUAAUUUAAUUUAUUCCAAAGCGAAAAAUGCAACGCUGCGCCAAGUCGUGGGCCAUCAUCUCGGCCAAAGCGGCGGGGGCGUUGGGGGCGCCGAACCGGACGUGCGCGGUCGCCGGCACCCGCGAGUGGUGGAGAGCCGCCGGGUGCCGGAGCUCCGGGCCGGGGGCGUCCCUAGCAACGCGGGGCGUUCGGACCUCGGCGGUCGGGUGCUCCCGGCGCAUCGAGGAGAUCCUGCCUCGGCACGACGACUUCGCCGAGCGGCACAUCGGGCCAGGUGAACGCGAGAAGCGCGACAUGCUGGACGCGCUGGGACUGGAGUCCAUCGAACAGCUGAUUGAGAACACCGUGCCAUCGUCCAUCCGCAUGAGGCAGAGCAUGAAGCUGGACGACCCCGUGUGUGAGAACGAAGUGCUGGAGUCGCUGCACAAGAUUGCGUCUAAGAACAAAGUUUGGCGUUCCUACAUCGGCAUGGGUUACUACAACUGCUCUGUGCCACCACCCAUUCAGAGGAAUCUCCUGGAGAAUGCAGGCUGGGUGACUCAGUACACACCUUACCAGCCUGAGGUGUCCCAAGGCCGCCUGGAAUCUCUCCUUAACUACCAGACCAUGAUCUGCGACAUCACAGGCCUUCCUAUGGCCAAUGCCUCGCUGCUAGACGAGGGCACGGCUGCCGCCGAAGCCAUGCAGCUCUGCCACAGACAGAACAAAAGAAGAGUCUUCUACAUCGACCCUCGCUGUCACCCUCAGACCAUUGCGGUGGUGCAGACUAGAGCCAACUACAUCGGUGUGAGUACUAUACUGAAGCCACCCCAUGAGAUGGACUUCAGCAAGAAAGACAUCAGCGGUGUUCUGUUCCAGUACCCGGACACUGACGGCAGGGUGGAGGACUUCACGGCCCUUGUGGAUCGGGCCCACAAGGGAGGGGCCCUGGCUUGUUGCGCGACAGAUCUGCUGGCACUGUGCAUACUGCGUCCCCCCGGGGAGUUCGGGGUGGACAUUGCGCUUGGAAGCUCCCAAAGGUUUGGCGUACCUCUUUGCUACGGGGGUCCUCACGCUGCCUUCUUUUCUGUCAAAGAAAACCUGGUUCGAAUGAUGCCCGGCAGGAUGGUCGGCGUCACCAGGGAUGCUGCAGGAAAGGAAGUAUUUCGGCUUGCACUUCAGACCAGGGAGCAGCACAUCCGCAGAGACAAAGCCACUAGCAACAUCUGCACAGCUCAGGCCCUGCUGGCGAAUAUGGCCGCCAUGUUCGCACUGUACCACGGCCCACAAGGACUCAAACACAUUGCCGAGAGGACGCACAACGCCACUCUUCUACUCGCCGAGGGUCUGAAGAGAGCAGGACACCGCCUGCACAGCGAGAUGUUCUUUGACACACUGAAGAUCACCUGUGGCGUGGCAGCCAAGGACAUCCUGGAGAGAGCUGCGCAGAGGAGUAUCAACCUCAGGGUCUACGCUGAUGGAGUGUUAGGUGUAUCACUGGAUGAGACUGUGACGGAAAGAGACCUGGACGACUUGCUCUGGGUCUUUGGCUGUGAAUCCUCUGCUGAGCUGAUAGCCGAGAAGAUGGUCGAGCGGAUGAAGGGAAUAAUGGGAAGUCCUUUCAAGAGGACCAGCAAGUAUCUGGCGCACCAGGUCUUUAACAGUUACCACUCAGAGACAAACAUUGUACGUUAUAUGAAGCGCUUGGAAAACAAAGACAUCUCCCUGGUGCACAGCAUGAUCCCACUGGGUUCCUGCACCAUGAAGCUGAAUAGCUCUUCGGAGCUAAUGCCAAUCACCUGGAGGGAGUUUGCCAACAUUCACCCAUUCGUGCCUCUGGAGCAGGCCGAAGGCUACCAGAAGCUCUUCAAGCAGCUGGAAAAGGACCUCUGUGAGGUGACAGGAUACGACAAGAUCUCCUUCCAGCCAAACAGUGGCGCUCAGGGAGAAUAUGCUGGGCUGGCAGCCAUUAAGGCCUACCUCAAUUCAAAGGGGGAGAACUCAAGAAGCGUAUGUUUGAUCCCCAAGUCUGCACACGGCACAAACCCGGCCAGCGCUCAGAUGGCGGGCAUGAAGGUGCAAGUGGUGGAGGUGGAUAAAGACGGCAACAUCGACCUGGUCCACCUCAAGGCCCUGGUCGAUAAGCACAAGGCUAACCUGGCGGCCAUGAUGAUCACGUACCCGUCAACGUUCGGUGUGUUUGAGGAGCAAAUCCAGGAUGUGUGCGACCUCAUCCACCAGAAUGGGGGCCAGGUCUACCUGGAUGGUGCCAACAUGAACGCCCAGGUGGGUCUGUGUCGUCCUGGAGAUUAUGGCUCCGAUGUGUCUCACCUGAACCUGCACAAAACCUUCUGCAUCCCUCACGGAGGCGGCGGACCUGGCAUGGGCCCCAUCGGAGUGAAAGCCCACCUGGCACCAUUCCUGCCAAGCCACCCGGUGGUCUCCAUGAGCUCGGUCAACAGCGGCAGCUCUCUGGGCACCAUCAGCGCCGCGCCGUGGGGAUCCAGCGCCAUCCUGCCCAUCUCCUGGGCCUACAUUAAGAUGAUGGGUGCCAAGGGCUUGGUUCAUGCCACAGAGAUUGCCAUCCUCAACGCCAACUACAUGGCCAAGCGGCUGGAAGGCCCCUACAAGAUCCUCUACAGAGGGUCGAAAGGCUUCGUGGCGCACGAGUUCAUUUUGGAUGUGAGGCCCUUCAAGAAGACUGCCAACGUGGAGGCUGUGGACGUGGCCAAGAGGCUCCAAGAUUACGGGUUCCACGCGCCUACCAUGUCGUGGCCCGUCUCGGGAACGCUGAUGAUCGAGCCCACCGAGUCGGAGGACAAAGCGGAGAUGGACCGCUUCUGCGACGCCCUGCUCGGCAUCCGGCAGGAGAUCGCCGACAUCGAGGAGGGCAGGAUGGACUCUCGCGUCAAUCCGCUCAAGAUGUCUCCUCACUCAUUGGCUUGCGUCUCCUCCUCCACUUGGGACCGACCUUACUCCAGAGAGUUUGCCGCCUUCCCCUUGCCCUUCAUUCGUCCCGAGACCAAAUUCUGGCCGAGUAUCUCACGGAUCGACGACAUUUACGGCGAUCAACACCUGGUGUGCACCUGCCCCCCCAUGGAGGUCUACGAGUCCCCCUACGAGGCGAAGCGGGCCUCCUCCUAAAGCCUUUCUCUCCUUUUGGCUCUGACCCAACGUCCACCCCUGAGCCUUUGAUGCACCUCGCCAUGAUAGGAAAACCCCUAAGAGGAACUGUUGGGGGAGGGGGGGGGGUCCACAAAUAAUCACAAUAAUACAAAGUUGUUGCAUAUUAAGCAGGACCGCACCGCAUUGGGACUGAGCCUACCUGAAUUACCCCCGACCCCGCCAUUUCCAUUCGUAACAAAUCUGGGUUCUUUGCAACUCUUUCAAUGGACCAAAGGUGCAACUUUUGCCUUUUAAAAAAAAACAAAAAAAACAAUACAAUUGCAUCCCGUCACAACUUUACAAUACUUCUCAAAAACAAAAAUUCCUUGUGCCUCUAUUGUUGCUGCCUUGAUGUUCCCUUGUUUUUUUUUCUUCUUAAAUAAUAUUCUUGUAGCCUUGUUAAUGUUAUUUUAUAGUCUCAGUUUUAAAAAUCCGUCCCCCCACCAUUGUGUUUUCUUGAGUGGAUGUUAGUUUGUUCUUCAUAUUUACAGCUCAGAAUGACCAAGUAGUAUAUUUUACUCUAAUUUAACUGGACUCCAACCAUGUGCUCCAUGGUUACUUUCUUACUAAUGCAUUUUUUUUUUUUUUUUUUGCUAAGAAGACCAAAUAAUUAAAUGAGACUCAUGUUUAGGUGGUA